CCUCACAAGAUCAGCACAGACGACCACACGUCACACUUGUUAGUUGUUUCUGGCAAAUUGUUUAUGUUUUUUAUCAUAAAAUCAAUCAGAGAUGCUGCGAUAGGCCUUGCAUUAAUGGCUAAUAAUAUAAUUAAUGACGUGGAGUGAUGACACGGAGUUCGGAAAAGACACUCGAAGAGAAUGAUGACGUUAAUGCAAACAAUAAAGUUCAUAAGCUGUCAACAAUGUUUAUCGUGUGCCGGGCAAUUUUUUUCAUAUUUGCAGCAAUAUUCGCUGCUUAUGCAUCAAUCCUUCAUUCGAACCAAAAGACUCAAAGAGGAUCUCCCGCAGAACCUUUUUUCGAUCACCCAAAUAUUCGAGAUUUUUAUCAAGGCAGUUUGUCCGAGCUGAUGCAUGAAAUUACACAUGUUGAUUUUUCUUUUGUCAUGUUUUAUGCCCCUUGGGACGCCGACUGCCAAGAUGUAAAACAGGAAUUUAUUAAAGUUUCUGAGUUUUAUUCAAACAAGGUUUAUUUUGCUGCUAUGAACUGCUGGGAACCGGGCAGUGAAUGCCAGUUGACAUUCAAAGAUGUAGUGUACCAUUUUCCACAGUUGGUAUUAUACAUCGGAUCUCACAAAGCAGCCGAAUAUAAAGGAAUUCAAACAGCCGAUCACAUCAUAAGAUUUAUUCAUUCGGUUAUACACCCGAUUACGAGGAUAGAAUCGGUGCCAGAGCUUUGGCACCUUAGAUAUCUACACGAUGUGGUUUUGGUUGGUCACUUUAACUUCAAAGGUAUCAUCGGGGGAAAUGCAUACAAAGUAUUAUACGACACUUCUCUAAGGCUCGCAACUCACGAUCAUGAAAGACACAUAGCAGUCGCUGUUUUUACCAAUACCAAAGAAAAUGACGCCCUUGAUGUGGAUGAAUCGCCAUCAUUAGUUUUAUACUUAUGGAAUAAGAGAGUGAAAUAUAAAGGACCUAUAAAUGCUCUAUCAGUACACAAAUGGGUUCUGCAGCACACAGAAAAUGACAUGUCUGAGUUAAACUCUAAUACCAUCCUUCCUCAUAUCAAAAAAGGUCCUGUGAUGGUCAUGUUUACACCCAGAAAUCCGCUAUCAACCAUUAUUCCUUAUUACCAUUUGUUGAGGCGUGUGGCAAUGAAUUUUAACUAUUGUACUAAUGGCACAAGUUCUGAUCCGGAAGACGACUUUUUUACAUAUGUACUUAAGUUUGGAUCGUUAUAUCAUGCUGGAUAUGAAGAAGAAUUGAUUAAAGCUGAUAAACUAGAAAGAGAGGAAUGUUCAAGAUUUCUGAAAAAGAGGAGAAUGCAGACCCAAUGUAUCACACCACAUCAAAAAUGGCACAAUAUGACAUGCCAGAAUUCAGUUGGCUUUUGCCCCAGUGUGAAGUUUUUCAAAUAUUCUGAAUCUUUGCCAUAUAACAGGUUGAAAAAAUGGACACUAUAUGGGGCACCAGAACAAUUAAUGGAGGCCGCAAAAGUAGAAAAGUGUACUUUGUUAGAGAGGACUCCGUUACCUUUAGUGCCUAAAUUUUUAAAAAAUCCCUUAGAGACUUUAAGUUCAUGUAAAAUUAAUUCCUCAUUUUCAUUUAUCGCAUUGGACAGCCAUGAGUAUUCCCAUCUUGCAAACGGAUUAGGAAUUCAACUAAAGAAAAUGAGACAUCGAACCUCCGUUGUGAUUUUUGAUGAUGAGGAAGUUCUUAAAAUCAAUAGUAAUGAAGUAACUGAAACCAGUGUCGCGAACAUGUUAAGUAGGUUCUUGUCGGGUGAAAGAGAAAAAGGAUUGCGUUCUAUGAAAGAUUCUGUUAAUUUUCAUAACAGUGUGAAAGAUCACCAAAAAGAUGUCACUUCUGUUUCAAUAAUGGAAUUAAAUACACUUUCUUUCAGCGAUGUAGUUUUGAAUAGUACGCAGAAUGUUGUAGUACUUUUUCAUUCACCAUAUUGUUCAUUUUGUCUUGGAAUUUCUAAUCUCUUUCUCACUAUUGCCUACUUGCUGAGAAAUAUAAGAGAUAUAACAUUUGCCAGGAUUGAUGGUGAACUAAAUGACUUGCCAUGGGAAUUCACGAUGCAUUCUUAUCCUAGUAUUCUGUUCUUUCCAUCGAAAAGAAAAUCAGACAGCCGAUUAUUUCCAACGUCUUCUCCAUUAAAUUUACAUAGUCUGUCGAGUUUCAUUUUGUCAAAUUUGAAAAUCCAUGAACGGAUUUCAAUAAUGCUCGCUUUAUGUUCUCGUUGGAAUAACAAUCCUUAUGUUUCACAGGAGGCCGAGAUGUGCAUUCAAGACGUCCGUACAAGUCUUAUAGACGGUGUAUCACAAAAAUUGGCUCAAUACAGAUCUACACUUAUUAAGUUGAAGUACAGUACGUCACAUGAUUGCAAGUAUCACCUCAGACAAAAGCAAAGGCGGCUGUUAAAAAUUUUGGAGUUUCUCAAAGUUGCUCUUUUGCAUUUACCUAGAAUACAAGAUAUUCAGUUUUCUGUGAUUUUUUUAGACGACUUGAAAAGUAAAUUGACUUUAAGUUAGUUUGUUAUUUUAUUUUAUUAUUUUUUUUAAGGGUAAAAAGUUAAUGUUGGGAAAUGCGCAAUCGAAUAGAGUUAACGGUAAUUCUCAAUUAUGUUUUUAUUGCAUAAGGUACUGCCAAUUUGGCAAUCCAUGUUUGUAAAUACGAGAAAAAUAAAAUUGCGCAUCUUUAAAUAAUAGUUUAUAAGUUCAUAAUUUGGUAUAUUUUUAUAUCAUUUCAGUGUUACGUUCACCAUAACCUUGUGUGUAUUAUUGUUAUCAUGUCGGGUGUACUGAUAAAUCUGUGAUAUCAAUUCAAAAGUCUCGUUUAUACCUUAAUAUGUAUUGUAUAUAGGAAAUGUAUAAUAUAUAUAUGUUAAAUUUUGUUCUAAA
This is a messenger RNA of Cimex lectularius (bed bug), 2888 nucleotides long. RefSeq names its product thioredoxin domain-containing protein 11-like. NCBI's taxonomy places the organism in Eukaryota, Metazoa, Arthropoda, Insecta, Hemiptera, Cimicidae. The transcript has 12 exons. The record is from RefSeq and is a predicted model, not a curated record. Bases 147 to 2519 code for a protein of 790 amino acids.